AAUGUCUAAUAAUUCACCCUUUUAAGUAUAUCUUAGAGUUAAGCCCUUGUUAGAUAAUAAGUAAUAAUAUUUACAAUUUCUAGUCAGGACAGUCUUAUUUAAGAGUUAGAUGAAAAGAGAAUAGUGAUUACCAAAUAGGGUAGAAAUAAUAAAGAGUUUCAUUUUGAUCGUAUUUUUAAUAACGAAAACAAUGCUUAAAUCUUUUCUGAGAUUCUCUAAGUAUUUUUUAUUUAUCUAAAGUUAUAGCAUAAUAUAAAUUAUUUCCUUGAAGGUUAUAACACAACUAUUUUGGCAUACGGUAUAACAGGAUCUGGCAAAACACAUACAAUAUUUGGUAAUGAGAAAGACGAGGGACUUGCAUUCUAAUGUUUAAAUUAUUUAGUUGAAUAAACAAAGUAUUUAAGCAAUUUAAGUUAGUGCUUACCCAAAUGCAUUAGUAGAAGUGAGUUUUAUUGAGAUAUAUAAUGAAACUAUAAGAGAUCUAUUAAAUACUAAUUAAAAAUCAUUAGUAAUUAUGUAGGAUAGUUAAAAAGGAUAAUAUAUAUCUGGAGUAUAAUAAAUGGUUUGUAAGAAUUGUGAAGAAGUGAAAGAAGUAUUGAACCUUGGGAAUCAAAAUAGAAGUCUGGCUUAAACUAUAUAUAAUGUUUCAUCUUCAAGAUCCCAUGCUGUGAUUUAGGUAAACUUAUCAUAUAAGAUUGACAAGUAAAAAUGUUAUAAUAAUUUUUAAGUUAAAUUCUAACUCCAAAAUUAUUUAUUGUAGAUUUAGCAGGUUCAGAAAAAGUCUAUUUGGAAUAGAAGUCAAAAAACUAAUAAGAAGGUUCCAAUAUUAACAAAUCAUUAUUGGCCUUAAGUCAUUGUUUAACGAUGUUAUCAGAUAAAACUAAGAAAAAUUAACAUAUUCCAUACAGAAAUUCAAAACUUACCAGACUCUUAUAAGACUCUUUAGGGGGAAACACAAAAACUAUAAUGAUAGCUUGUGUAUAAUAGAAUAAGUAAUCAUAUGAUGAAAUUUUGAAUACAUUGACAUAUUCUUAAAGAGCUACAUAAAUAAAGAGACAGGUUCAAAAAGAAAUAACAUCUAUUCCACAGAAUCCAAAAUCAGAAGAUCUAUCUCCUACGAAUGAAUCUUAAUAGUCAGGAGAUUCCUCUUCUAAAUCAAUCUAUUUAACUAAAAUUUAUAAUGAUAUCUACUCAAAUGUAGAAGAAUAUUAUGAGAUUAAUAAUUCAAUAAUGGAAAUUUAAUCAUAAAUUUAAGCAAAUUCUUAAAAAAUUGAAGAAACUCAAGAAACUAAAUAAGAGGAUGAAAAUUAUAUGAAAUUGUUAGCAGCAUAAAAAGAAAAUCAAAUAAUUGAAAAAUAAUUAUAGAAUGCAUUAAAAACAAAUUUAUAAUAAAAACAGAUAUUAAAAUCUUUACUUCUUUAGAUUACAGAAGAAUAAUAAUCAACUAUAAAUUAUUGGAAAUAAAGAUUUGCAGAUUUAUCCAAAUAAAUAUUAGACAUGAAAUCUGAUUAAGAGAAAUCACAAUAAGAAUUAGUUUCAAAAGAUUUACUCAUUGCUUAAUAAAAAACAAUAAUAGAAUCAAAUAAAUUACCAAAAAAUUAAUCAUAAUAUACAACAAGUGGAGAUUCAGAUCAAUCAUAUCCUAUUUCAUUUUCAUCUUCUACUAAUAAUUCUUAAAUUAAAAAGAAAGCAUCUAUUACAUAAUAACCUGCUGAAGAUAGACCUAGAUUUGCUAAUAUUUCUCACAUUAAAUAGAGAUUAUCACCAAGAGAUAGAUCACCUGCAAGUAGUAUUUUUGGAACUUCACCUGUUAGAUCACCUUUAAAACAUCAUUCAAUAUAUAGAAAUUUAAGUAAUAAAUAAUAUAUAAAUUUAGAUUCAAUUUCAAAAGAUGAUUCAAGAGAAUUAUCAAAAGAUUUAUCAAAUCUUAGUAUUCAUAAAAAGUCACGUGUUGUUGAUCCCUAAAUUACAACAAUAAAUUUAUAUGGAACUACUUACAUAAAUGUAAUAGAUUAAAAAGAAAAUAACUGA
Paramecium pentaurelia is the source of this 2031-nucleotide messenger RNA. The record is from the annotation of a GenBank genome assembly. NCBI's taxonomy places the organism in Eukaryota, Ciliophora, Oligohymenophorea, Peniculida, Parameciidae.